This is a messenger RNA of Sinocyclocheilus grahami, 2066 nucleotides long. Its product is annotated as nuclear receptor ROR-alpha-like. Bases 286 to 1842 code for a protein of 518 amino acids. NCBI's taxonomy places the organism in Eukaryota, Metazoa, Chordata, Actinopteri, Cypriniformes, Cyprinidae. Gene Ontology annotation, biological process: regulation of transcription by RNA polymerase II. Gene Ontology annotation, cellular component: nucleus. Gene Ontology annotation, molecular function: RNA polymerase II cis-regulatory region sequence-specific DNA binding; zinc ion binding; nuclear receptor activity. The record is from RefSeq and is a predicted model, not a curated record. The transcript has 10 exons.
UCCAACCUUUGGAAUCGACUCUCGAUUCCCAAAGCCUCGGAGUCGAGGAAUCGAUUCUUUUUGGAAUCGAUUCCCAGCCCUAAGUGUAUGUCAAUAGUUCUCGUGUAUGUUUGAUGUGACCGUGUCUCGCGCUCAACAGCGCUGUCUGUGGACAGAAGGGCCACACCCGCUCCCAUGAACACGAACAGAUCUGUCACACGCUCAAGUGCAACCAAAAGACGAUGUAAAACGAAUCCGAGUUGUUCGACAAAGCGAUCCCAUUGUAUUAAUAACUGAAAUCCGCAGAUGAACAUGGAGUCUCCGCCAGAGUCCGUCGCGUCGCCGCGCAAGAGCGCUUCUGAAGCGGACGCUUCGGUGGAGGACAGCCCGCUGAAACUGGACAGCAAGGCUGAGCCCGACAAACCAGCACCAGUUCGGCGGCAGAGUUGCUCAAGUACCAACAGGGCUCAGAUUGAGAGUAUUCCCUGUAAAAUCUGUGGAGAUAAAUCAUCAGGGAUUCAUUAUGGUGUCAUUACAUGUGAGGGAUGCAAGGGUUUCUUCAGGAGGAGUCAGCAGGGCACUGUGUCAUAUUCAUGUCCUCGGCAGAAGAGCUGUCUGAUCGACCGUACCAGCAGAAACCGCUGCCAGCACUGUCGCCUGCAGAAAUGCUUAGCAGUGGGCAUGUCAAGAGAUGCUGUGAAAUUCGGCCGGAUGUCUAAGAAGCAGAGGGACAGUCUGUUCGCAGAGGUUCAGAAACACCGUCAACAGCAGCAGGAGGAGAAAGUGGGUGAUGACACAGAGAAGGGGCGGGAACCUCAACCUCCAGGAGAGGCGGAGCCACUCACGCCCUCUUACGCCCUGUCCACCAAUGGCGUCACAGAGCUCCCCGAUGACCUCAGUGGACACGUGAACUGUCAGACCCCAGUGGAGGGAAAGGCGAAUUCAGCGAUUGGUGGAUUUUACCUAGACAUUCAGCCCUCUCCAGACCAGUCAGGUCUAGACAUGGAUGGCAUUAAACUAGAACCUGUGUGUGACCUCAGCUCGGACUCUGGCUUAGAUCAAUAUUGUUGCUAUAGCAAUGGAGACUCUUCACCUCCUGACAGUGACCUAGAACAUCUGUCAGAGAACAUCUGCAAGUCUCAAAUGGAGACGUGCCAAUAUCUUCGAGAAGAGCUACAGCCCAGCAACUGGCAGACAGUCUUACAGACCGACCUGGACGCGUACCAAAAGAAGUCUCAGGAGGACAUGUGGCAGCUGUGUGCGGUUAAAGUCACUGAAGCUGUGCAGUAUGUGGUUGAGUUUGCCAAGCGCAUUGAUGGAUUCAUGGAGCUCUGUCAGAACGAUCAGAUCGUGCUGCUCAAAGCAGGUUCUUUAGAAGUAGUGUUCGUGAGGAUGUGUCGGGCAUAUAACUCCCAGAACAACACUGUCUUUUUUGACAGCAAAUAUGCUGGGCCGGAGGUCUUCAAAGCAUUGGGCUGUGAUGAUCUUAUCAGCUCUGUGUUUGAGUUUGCGAAGAGCCUGAACUCUCUACAGCUCAGUGAAGAUGAGAUCGGCCUGUUUUCAGCAUACGUGCUGAUGUCUGCAGAUCGCUCCUGGCUGCAGGAGAAGACCAGAGUGGAGAAACUCCAGCAGAAGAUCAAGAUUGCCCUCCAGAACCUCCUGCAGAAGAACCAGAGGGAUGAGGGAAUUCUCGCAAAGCUUGUCUGUAAAGUGUCCACCGUUCGGAUGUUAUGCCGUCGCCAUAUGGAAAAACUGAGCACAUUCAGAGCUCUUUACCCAGAAACAGUCCACACACGCUUCCCUCCACUCUAUAAGGAGCUGUUUGGCUCAGACUUUGAGCAGGUUCUGCCUCAGGAGGCCUGAUAGAGACUAAUCCUAUACUGCACAGAUUCAGAAAAAAAGAGAUGGAGAGAGAGAGACAAUAAUAACAUGCUGACAAGAACUCUAAGCUCACUUCAGCCUCAGUUCAUGUACACUUCAUUCUCACAAAGCACUUCUCAGAGUCCAGCCGCACUUUGAACUUGCCCCAUUGGCCAUGCACCAGAAGGCUUGCGGAUCUUUUAGAAGAGGAAAUUUCAGAUGCGAGG